Closterium sp. Naga37s-1 is the source of this 390-nucleotide messenger RNA. Lineage: Eukaryota; Viridiplantae; Streptophyta; Zygnematophyceae; Desmidiales; Closteriaceae. The record is from the annotation of a GenBank genome assembly.
AUGUUUAGCACGGCAGCGCGAUUGACGGAGAGACAGGGGAGGAGCGGCAUGUCGCGUCUUGAGCACCUUCAGGCAUUGGUGACUGAAUUCCAGACCACCCAAAACGAAGAAGCAAAAGAACAGAUUGUUGCUAACCUGGCCAAUUUCGCCUACGACCCGAUCAACUAUGACCACCUGCGCAAGCUGAACGUGUUGGAGCUUUUCCUCGACUGCUUGACUGAGGAGAAUGCCAAGCUCGUUGAUUUCGGGAUGGGAGGGCUCUGUAACGUUGCCGCAGAUACAGCCAAUGCAUCAGCGAUUGCCACUGCAGACAACAUCCCUCUUAUAGUAGAUUGCUUAUCGAGUCCAGUUGAGAGCACUGUACGUGAUGGAAUGCACGUUUCAAGUUGA